Molecule: messenger RNA, 2691 nt
Organism: Eimeria necatrix
Lineage: Eukaryota; Apicomplexa; Conoidasida; Eucoccidiorida; Eimeriidae
Exons: 1
Coding region: 1-2691 (896 amino acids)
Source: RefSeq, a predicted model, not a curated record
AUGGAAGCGCCCUCUGGAGAUACUUUGGUCCCGCUGCAGCGGCCCCACCUGCUUGUUAUUCAAAGACACAAGGCCUACGGUAUCAACAGUAGAGAGCGACACAGUGCCAGUGACGACAGAUGUAGCAAAAGCAGCAGCGAAACUGCCGCAUCCGUUAUAGGAAAGCUAGCAGCGAGCUUUCUGCCGCUUAACUCCCCGUACUCACGUUCACGAGGUGCUAAGGAGGGCCCACAUCCGCCUGCGAGGCCGUUACCCCAUGCUGCUCAAACAGCUGCAACCGCAAUUGUAGACACAGCGGCUGCGGCGGCAGCAGCAGUAACAGCCGCGGCUGCCACGGCAGCUGCCGCAGCAGCAACAGCAGCAACACGCUGCACAAUAUCCAGGGCCGCUUAUGCAGCCGCACAUUCAUGCAGCACCCAUAAAUGGCCUUGCCCUAUCCGUUCAGUGGACCACGGGCCUAAAGCGGGUCCUGAGGAGCCUGAGGGUUCCGUCAGGCUCCCGCCACGGCCUCGGGUGCUGCAGCAAGAAACUGGGCGGACCGUAGCAAUAGAGUCACAUGGUACACUUUGCAGCCAAUCGGAGCCUGCCAGUUUGGCGGAGAAAAUGCCCGACAGCUGCCCAAAAGUGGCAGUAGCAGCUGCGGCUGCUGCUGCUGAGCUGCAGACACCGUGCGGCCGGCGGUGCAGCAACAAAAACAGCAGCAGCAGUAGCAGAAGCAGGAGUAACGACGGAAUUAGGGCUGGGAAUCGUUCUUCAUGGCACUAUAUGCUACGGCCCCAACAACUUCGGCGGAAGAAGCAACAGCAGCAGCAGGAACAACAGGAGCGCGUUCGUCUUGCAGUGAGUGAUUACGGGAGUUGCCAUGGCUGCUGCAGCUCCACAUGCCAUUUCAGCCUAGCAGUCAAACCUGAGCAAGAGCUCUCUGCAAGGUUGGCGCCCCUCUCUGGUGGUUUGUCUGCUGCUGCUGCUGUUUCUGCGCCUGCUGCUGCAGCUGCUGUCGGAGACAGCCCUUCUCCUGUUGUAGCAGUGAACACCGCAGCGGGCCAUAAUCUUGGAAAGCGACACUCAGCAGAAGCAGAGGCAGCAGUAAUACCACCAGCAAGGCCUGUCAGCCCCGCUUCAGUGUGCUGUGGGCAGCUGCUCUUGCCAUCUACAAAAUGGAUACCCCGCCCACAUCUGGGGAAAUAUGCUUGUGGAGGGCGCCCUGUUGCUGAUUUGUAUGCAAGACAGGCCACUCCUGCUAUUGCUGCUGCUGUGCUAUGCAGCAACUGGGGUGCACAACUGAGGCAUGCAAGUCGUUCAGGAUAUCGUGAUAGGAGCCCCACUGCAACACAGAGAAGCAGCAGCACUGGCAGCUGCAACUGCAAAAGUGGCAACAGAAACAGAGCAGCAACGACAACGACAAAAUUAGUGAAAACAACAACAGUACUAAGUGCAAAGCACGGCGAUUUGGAGGUACCUACGUCCAGGGUUCCGCUGAACGUGGUUAAGCAGCCCCACCAGCAGUCUCGUCUCCAGUGUCCAGAGAAAUCGCGUUACCACAUGAUGCGUAUGAAGGAGCAACGAGUCCAGGAGGAGCAGGAGGAAUAUCAACAGCAGCACUUGCAUUCGAGAGAGGAGCAGCAGUUGCAGAAGUUGCUGCAACACCCCCAGAAGUUACGGCAGCACAGCAUGCGCAAGCAGCAGCAGAACGGGCGGCAGCAGCAUUGUAUUGUUGCCGACGUUCUAUGCACAACAGAAGACAAGGCAAGAAGUACAUGCACCUCCAAACAGCAGCAGUCACCUCAACUCCUAUACGAACCGCAGCAACAACAGCAGCUGCAGCUCAGCGUAUUACAAGGAACUGAAAACACUGCUGGGUCUGGGAAUUUCAAGGCCGCAGAAGAAACGGCCGUUCCUGCCGCGGCUGCCGCAACAGAAUCCACUACAGUGGCUUCUUCUGUGGCAGCUUUUGCCUGCGGAGAAGCCACAGCUGUUGAUGUUGCAACUCCAGCGCCUGUUGCUUCUUCUGCUUCGCCUUCAGAGCCAGCGAAUAAGGAAGCCGACCUCUGCGCACAGGACAGAAGCCACGAGAAGAAGCUACAGCAGCAUCAGCCGAAAGAAAGACGGCAGCUAAAGCAUCUGCUCCAGCAGCGACACCUGUACGUUACCAUCGUGGUGGAGCGCAUGUGCCGGGUGUUGCAUCGAUCUGCAUGUCGCCGGCCUUUCAGGUUGUUGUUGAUGCAUGCGGUGCAGCAGCGUGCACUUCAACAACCGAAGUUAAUACACCAGCUGGAGCAGCAGUGCCAGCCAAAGCAGCAACAACAGCCACAGCAACAACAGCAGCAAGAGCAGCUACAGCAAAAGCAGUGGCAACAACUGCAGCAGCGCAACCAGUGGAUCGACGCUGAUCUGCAAAGUCUCUCACUUCAUGAUGAAGUAAUUAGCAGAGAGACUUGCAUGCGGCUGGAAGAUUACCGAAGGCGACUUCGGCUGCAACAGAUCCGCCUGAAACACGAGCAGCAGCAACAGAAGCAGCAGCAGCAGCAACAGCAGAAGCGGCAGCAGCAGCUCAUUCAGCAGCUCGCCACUGCAGCGCAGGAGCUUAAGAAGGCCAAUGAUCAGCAAGAGGCUCUGCAGGGGCGUCUAGCUGCAGCCCUUUCUCGGCUACAACACUUGGAGCAGCAACAGCAUCAGCUGCAGUCGAGGUAG